UUUAAAUGUUAAACAUCGUAACCUGGAACAUUAAGAGUCUUCGUGAUGUUAAGCGAAGAGGGAGGGUGAAAAAUGGAUAAAAUUAAACGAUUAUAGUUUUUCAAGAAACUUUGUUAGAAUCUUGUAAUGAUUCAAUUGUUGCUCGAAUUUGGGGGAAUAGACCAGUAGAUUGGAUAGCUCUAUAUUCAAUUGGUAGGUCUGGGGGUAUACUGAUGUUAUGGAAUCCUAAUGUAGUUUCUAUGGUUAAUCAUCGCAUUGGUGUUUACUCUGUUUCUGUCCAUUUCAAAAAUAAUAUAGAUAAUUUUGAAUGGGUUCUUUCUGGUGUUUAUGCUCCUUGUAAUGUAGUUUAUAGGAGACACCUUUGGGAGGAACUAACUGCUGUUAGUAGAGAUUGGGGUCUCCCUUGGUGUGUGGGAGGUGAUUUUAAUGAAGACAGGAGAAUGACUGAGCGCAAGAAUUGCUCAACGACCACUAGAGGCAUUCUUCUGGACAGGUUUCUCUUUAAUUCUAAAUGGGAAGAUCAUUAUCCUUCUCUUGUUCAAAAAUCCUUGGCAAAACCACUAUCUGAUCACAAGCCAGUGCUUUUAUCCGGAGAACUAAUAGACUGGGCCCCUCCUCCUUUUAGAUGUGAGGCAAUGUGGAUGUUGGAGCCGACUUUUAUUGAUAUUUUGAAAGAAUGGUGGCAGUCUUUUUCUUUUGAGGGGUCAGCUGGGUUUGUUCUCGCUAAAAAAUUUCAGGCGUUGAAGUAUAAAAUCAAAGACUGGAAUAAGAAUGUUUUCGGAAAUAUUGAUCGUAAAUGUGAGUCGCAGCUCAGCGAAAUUCAGUUGUUAGACCAACAAGCCGGAUCAACUGAUUUCUCUAAACAAGUUAAGGAAAGAUUAUGAUACCUUGGUUUAUAUGCAGGAACUUCAUUAUCUUCAGCAAUCUAGAUUGAGAUGGUUUUUAGAGGGAGAAAGAAACACACGCUUCUUUCAUCAAAUAGCAAGAAUCAGAAGAAGAAGAAGAAACCCUUUUGCCAAACUAAAGAUAAAUGGGGCCUGGGUAGAAGAUAAAAUGGAAAUAAAGGAUGGGAUAGUUGAUCACUUCCAAAGAGUUUUUUCUUCUGAUGAUGACUCGCGGGUUUCGCUAGAAGGUAUGAAUUUUAACACCAUUUGUUUUUCUGAUGCUAGUGGCUAGAGAGAAACUUGGAUGAUGCUGAAAUUUUGCUAGCUCUUAAGAAUCUAGGACAGGAUAAAGCUUCAGGUCCUGAUGGCUUUCAAGUCUCCGUUAUAGUAAGCUGUUGGGAAUUUAUGAAGAAUGACAUAAUGAAGGUGGUUAGGGAUUUUAAGAGAUGGGGAGCUAUAAAUUGGAGACUGAAAUAUACUAUUUAUCUAAUUCCUAAGAAGUCUAAUGUGGAGGAAAUCAAAGACCUUCGUCCUAUCAGUCUUACAGGUAGCAUUUACAAGGCUAUCUCCAAGGCUCUAGCGGAGAGAUUGAAGAUUAUGUUACCAAAGCUCAUCUCUAAUCACCAAAGUGCUUUCAUUAAGGGUAGGAAAAUCACUGGUAGCAUUCUUAUUGCUAAUGAAUGUCUAGAUUCUAGAAUCAAAGAAAAGAAGCCUAAAAUAAUUUGCAAAGUUGAUCUUGAAAAGGGUUUGAUCAUGUGAAAUGGUCUUUUGUUGAUGAAGUGUUGCUUCGAAUGGGUUUUGGAGAUCGGUGGAGGACCUGGAUUAAGGGUUGCAUAGAAAAUGUUCCUUUUUCUAUCCUUGUUAAUGGUUCUUCCCAUGGUAAAUUUUCAAGUCAAAGGGGUCUCAGGCAAGGAGACCCCCCCUCUCCCUUUGUGUUCUUACUUUUUUCUAAAGUGCUCAACAUCAUGUUUGAGAAAGCAUCUUCCUUGGGUCUUUUGGGGGUUUUUUUCGUUGCUAAUAAUGGCACGAAAAUUACUCAUCUACAAUUUGUGGAUGAUACUUUAGUUUUUAAAACAUAUUCUUCUGUAGAUGAUGGAUUUUCGA
Molecule: messenger RNA, 1988 nt
Organism: Papaver somniferum (opium poppy)
Lineage: Eukaryota; Viridiplantae; Streptophyta; Magnoliopsida; Ranunculales; Papaveraceae
Exons: 2
Coding region: 213-884 (223 amino acids)
Source: RefSeq, a predicted model, not a curated record